AUGGAUCAUAAAAAAAUGAGAAUAAUGAUUCCCGAAUUACAAACUCAUUUCGAUAUUGAAAAGCAGAAAAACGUUGAAAUUCUUUUAGGGCUUAAUGAUACCAUAUCUCUCCAAGCUUACAAUAGGAUAGAAGAAAUUUAUAGAUGGUUACAAGAACUAGAAAAAGAUUAUCCAACAAAAGCGAAAGUUUUAGACCUAGGUUACACAUGGGAAAAUAGAUCAAUCAAGGGCCUCAUAUUGAGUCAAGAUCUUAGUAUUCAAAAUAAACCUAGCGUAUUGAUAAUCGCGGGAGAACAUGCCCGAGAAUGGAUAACAACAGCAGUCGCUCUAAAUCUUAUUCACUACUUGCUGAAAGACCCCUCUAGCCAUUAUAUGACCUCUCAAUUAGAUUGGAUCAUAUUCCCAAAUGUUAAUCCGGAUGGCUACGAAUACUCAUUCACUAACACUAGAUUAUGGAGAAAAGUAAGGUCGGAUUAUUCUACCCCAUGCAUAGGGGUGGAUUUAAAUCGAAAUUGGGAUAUAGGUUGGGGUCAAGAAAAACAAUUUUCGAUGAUCGAACAAAUUUCAUACACGAACACGUGUAGCAAUGAAUUUUCGGGACCUCAUUCCUUUUCUGAACCAGAAACUAUCGCUAUAAGAAACUUUGCCCUAAAGCACAGCGAUAAAUUGGUUUACUUUCUAAGCCUUCAUUCGUAUGGACAAUUGAUUAUGUUUCCAAACGCGUAUACCAAAGACGCAACAAGAGAGCUGGAUGAAUUUUUGCAAAUCGGAAAAGCCAUGUCCAAAACCAUUGAGGGUAUAAACGGAACAAUAUACGAAUAUGGGCAAGCCAGUGUGAUUUUAUACAUUGCUCCAGGCACCAGUAUGGAUUGGAUCUACAGAUAUGCAAAAGUUAAGUACUCCAUGGUAAUUGAGUUGAGAAACAAAAAUGAAUACACAUUUUUGCUGCCCCAGGAACAAAUCUUACCUACGUCGAUCGAAAUAUUUACUGUUCUAAAAGUUUUGUUUCCAGAGCCAGGGAAAAAUUAUGGACACUUUCCGGAAUUUGUCACAAGAAGCAAUUCUCAAUUCCAAACAUGUCGAAUUGAGCCUCGAUUUCCUCCUAAAACUUGGAACGUGAAUAGGAGUACUCUAUCCAACGAAGAACGCACAAAUAAUCAAUGCGAAGAUGAUAGUAGGAUAAAAGAAAAAUUAAGAACGUCUACCUUAAAUGAUAAAAUAAAAUAUAAAUUAAGUAAAAAUACUAAUUUAACCUUAAACGAAAUGGUGGAGAUAGGAAGUAGAUUAGAUAGCAUUAAUAAUAAACCAGAUAAUAUAAGUUAUAUGAAUUACGAUAAAAAGUCUGACAAAGAUAAAAACUUUAACAUUAGAAAUAGAAAUAACAAUAAUAAUUUUAGACCUGAUAAUAAUUUUAGAAAUAAUUUUAGACAAAAUUAUGAUAAUAGAGAUAAUAAUUAUAAUAGGAAUAAAAAUAGGAAUUACGACAAUAAUAAUUUUAGAUAG
Molecule: messenger RNA, 1503 nt
Organism: Gordionus sp. m RMFG-2023
Lineage: Eukaryota; Metazoa; Nematomorpha; Gordioida; Chordodea; Parachordodidae
Product: carboxypeptidase B-like
Exons: 4
Coding region: 1-1503 (500 amino acids)
Biological process (GO): proteolysis
Molecular function (GO): metallocarboxypeptidase activity; zinc ion binding
Source: RefSeq, a predicted model, not a curated record